This is a messenger RNA of Gamsiella multidivaricata, 867 nucleotides long. Its product is annotated as putative ISU1 protein. Gene Ontology annotation, cellular component: mitochondrial matrix; cytoplasm. The transcript is spliced from 3 exons. Lineage: Eukaryota; Fungi; Mortierellomycota; Mortierellomycetes; Mortierellales; Mortierellaceae. Bases 97 to 624 code for a protein of 175 amino acids. The record is from RefSeq and is a predicted model, not a curated record. Gene Ontology annotation, biological process: iron-sulfur cluster assembly; intracellular iron ion homeostasis. Gene Ontology annotation, molecular function: 2 iron, 2 sulfur cluster binding; ferrous iron binding.
UUGAGGCAUUGUUGUUUAGAGCGAAUCCAGCAAGCCACUUGUGACUGUGUGAUACUCGAAUUCGCCUUAUUCGGAUAAAAGUGACCCACUUGCCCCAUGGUACACUUUAUCUCUCCACUCCACUCCACUCACUUACUCACAAUCAUGUUGCGCUCUACUCUCUUCACUGCUUCCCGCUCCCUCUUCGCAAAGCCUGCCUUCUCGGUUAUCGCCACCCGCUCCUAUCACCCAAAGGUUAUUGAUCACUAUGAGCGUCCCCGCAAUGUCGGCUCGCUCAACAAGUCGGAUCCUUUUGUCGGAACUGGCCUUGUGGGCGCACCUGCCUGCGGUGAUGUCAUGAAGUUGCAAAUCAAGGUCGACGAGGCAUCAGGAAAGAUUGUCGAUGUCAAAUUCAAGACAUUCGGCUGUGGUUCGGCCAUCGCGUCUUCCAGCUAUAUGACCGAGCGUGUCCGUGGAAUGACUCUCGAGGAUGCCAGCGCCAUCAAGAAUACGGAAGUCGCUAAGGAACUUUGCUUGCCUCCUGUCAAGAUGCAUUGCUCAAUGCUCGCCGAGGACGCCAUCAAGUCGGCCAUCAACGACUACAAGCGUAAGCGUGCUGCUGCCCACAGUGGUGUCGCGGCUUGAGGGACCCAAGACUGACAUCAUUCACAAAAAAAAAAAAGUGGCUAUCUCAACCCACCCAACGUUACCAUUCACCACUCGCCAUUCAUCACUCACCAUUCGCUUGCAGCAGGAUUCUGGAAGAUAACGAGGAACACACCAAAUGUUAUCGCUGUUUGUUGGCUUUUGUGCAGUGUAAAUAUAUAUGUACAGUACAAUAAAGGCCAUGGUUUUACAACAAACCCUGAACUUGUUGUGUGUCGUAGG